UUCUUCAACAGUUUAUCUCGAGGUAGAAUAAGUGGAUAAGUAGAUGCUUCUCAUUUUCAUUCAUAGGAAAUACACUACAAAGUUCUCUGGAAAGGAGUUGGGGAAAAUAGGAAGCGAUAGCGAGAGGUGUGACUGCAUGUUAAAUACGAGGAGCUGUGAGCUGAAGGCGUGAACUCUGAGCGAGCAGCGCGCGAGCAUCACGUUCACUGGGAAUUACAAGAUACGCAAGGUGACGACUUCUACAGCCAUGUCGAACGCUGAAGAUUGCAGCCAUCAGAAUCAAACAGACAAAUUCAUUGAUUCAGAGUUUCGUUACACUCUCUUUCCUAUAUUCUAUGGCAUAGUCUUUGUCUUGGGGUUGCUGGCCAACUGCUAUGCUCUUUAUGUGUUGCACUAUAUGCGGGAGUCUAAAGCUAUGAAUGAGAUUCGGAUCUACAUGACCAACCUGACCGUUGCAGACCUGCUGUUCGUGUCCGCUCUACCUUUCUGGAUUGGCUACUACGUGAAUCACGGUAACUGGAUAUACUCGGGUGCCCUCUGCCGUAUCACAGGCACGUUUUUCUUCAUUAACACAUACUGCUCCAUUCUCUUCCUUACUGUCAUCAGCAUUAACCGUUACUGGGCUGUUACCAGGCCACUGGUGGCUGCCUCUUCUGACUGCUGGAAACGUGGAGCAACUGUCUCAGCACUCAUCUGGGUCGUCACUCUUGCGGCAUCGGUUAAAUACCUCAUUGAUCCGGGAAUCCAAAUUAAUAAAAUUGAAAACAAAAAUAUUUCUCGCUGUUUUGAGGGUUAUCAUUACGAGAAAUGCUCUGUAAAAAAUGCAGUGGCCAUCACCCACUUCAUCAUUAUUGUCUUGUUCUUUCUUGUUUUCGCAUUGGUGAUUGUAUGCAACAUCUUAAUCGCUCGAGCUCUUCUGUCCCAACCCAUCAGUCAGCCUCGAGCCAGCACGGGAAAGCGUUCUGGUGGCACCAAGCUUAGAGCUUUGAGGAUGCUGUGUGGUGUUGUGGGUGUCUUUGUGAUCUGUUUCCUGCCACAUCAUGUGGUGCAGGGUCCCUGGACUUUGUCUGUGCUGGGCCUGAAAAAUGAUUGGAGCAUGGAGACUCGCCAAAGCUUAAACGAUGCUCACCAGAUCACCCUCAUGCUUAUGGGGAUCAACUGCCUCCUGGACCCGUUGGUGUAUUGCUUCGCCACCACAAAGUUCCGCAAGUACAUCCAGGGUCAUUUCACAAGGGUCAAGAAUAACAAACACUGCUCGCGCAACACAUUAAGCACGGCUAUGUCACUGAAGAGCAGACAUCAGAGUGAAUUAUGAAUGCUGUCGAAGAGCAGAACACAUAUAACACAGUAACACACUGAUAAAUGUAUGGUGUUAAUUUUAAUCAGUUAGAGUCUUAUUCUGAAUCUUUCAUAUUUGAGCAGAAUUUAAUUUCAAUUCAAAAUUAUGUUCUGUUUGGAUUUUUAACGGGUUUCACCAAAAAAAUGAAAAUUCUGCUUAUGUCAUUCCGAACCUGUAU
This is a messenger RNA of Ctenopharyngodon idella (grass carp), 1517 nucleotides long. RefSeq names its product platelet-activating factor receptor-like. The record is from RefSeq and is a predicted model, not a curated record. Lineage: Eukaryota; Metazoa; Chordata; Actinopteri; Cypriniformes; Xenocyprididae. The transcript is spliced from 2 exons. Gene Ontology annotation, biological process: chemotaxis; G protein-coupled receptor signaling pathway. Gene Ontology annotation, cellular component: membrane. Bases 248 to 1315 code for a protein of 355 amino acids. Gene Ontology annotation, molecular function: G protein-coupled purinergic nucleotide receptor activity; platelet activating factor receptor activity.